Ornithorhynchus anatinus (platypus) is the source of this 2226-nucleotide messenger RNA. It is a transcript of the gene CFAP91, whose product is annotated as cilia and flagella associated protein 91. Lineage: Eukaryota; Metazoa; Chordata; Mammalia; Monotremata; Ornithorhynchidae. The record is from RefSeq and is a predicted model, not a curated record. Bases 1 to 2226 code for a protein of 741 amino acids. The transcript is spliced from 17 exons.
AUGGCGGGCGGAUCGCCGGCCGCCAUGAGCCGGAGCCGCAGCCAGAUGGAGUCCACGGAGGCCGGCCGGGCCCCGCCGCCCGUCAGGACCCGGCUGGCCACCCGACCGGGCCUCGAGGACCGAGCGAACGACUACUUGUAUGACCCACUGUUCACCGUGUCCAGCGAGCAGGACCACGCGCAGGCUAACAUCCGGGCCAUCCUCCUACAAAACAGGCUGCUCAAGUUCCCCAGGUUUCGGAACAUGUUCAGCCAGCUGCGACACUACCCCAGCUUCUCCCUGGUCAUGUCCACCGAGGACCCGGUCCCGCCGUUCAUCGACCGCGCCUGGAGGGGCCCGGCCCAGCGGCGGAAGGAAGCCCUCCGGAGGCUGGCGGCAUCCGACCCUUCUUUUCGGCCGCCCCGGGACGUUUACGAAGACCCCGAAGUCAGCGGGAGGAAUCGCUACAAGUAUUUCGAACGGCCAGUCCUCCCGUUCUUCAAACAGAUGCCCCUCAACGCCAUCCUCACAGCAGCCAGAGCGUUAUAUCCGAGGAUUCUCGGCGUCGUCCCCUCUAGGCCCUCCGGGGGUCCCUUUCCCGCGGCCCACCAGCGGCAGCCGGGCAUCCCCCCGGCGCAGACGGUGGGCACCCAGACGGACUACCGCGACGGCGAAGCCCAGACGGGGCCGUACAGCCCCGACUACGUGGUGGUGUGUCAGGAGUCCAUCCCCGAGCUGCUGACGCUGGCCACGCUCACCUGGGGCCGGGGCCUCCCGGCGGGCCUGGCCGAGGUGGAGAUGAUCGAGCGAGCCCGGGAGAAGCGGGCCUGGGAAGCCACCCUCCCGCCCCUGAACGACUUAGCCCAGCUCGACAAGAGGAGGAGGAUGGUGGACGAGAUGGAGAGGAGAGAGUGGGCCUUCCGAGAGCACGAGAUCGGGAAGCUGCAGGAAGCCCGGCUGGAGGUGCUGAGGCGGCUGUUGAAGCAGCGGGCGGAGAGCCAGAGCCGGCGGAGCGAGACGCGGCUCCGGGCCCGGUGGGUCCGGCUGCAGGAGGAGAAGGAGGCCAAGGGGCGCGGCCUCCGCCACGACCACGUGACCGCCAUCAGGAAGCUGAGGCUGAAGGGGCAGAACGUAGAGGGCCAGCUGGAGCCGAGAGACGUCAUCCGGGAGUACACGGAUUUCGGCUCCCAGUCCUACGGGCCCCUGGCCCGCGUCGGACACUUCCCCGACAGGAACGCGGAGCGCUACGUCGUCCGGAACCGCUUCCUCGACACCUACCAGGGAUUUCUAGAGCUGGAAGCGUCGCUCCCGGCGUCUCUGACCCAACCCCGCGUCCGCACCCCGCCCCGGCCCGACCACACGACGAAAGACGGGUUCCUGAAGAAGUCGGCGAGGCUGGAGAACGAGCUGGCCCAGGUCCACCAGGUGCUGUUGGAGAAGAAGAAAAUUCAGGAGCCCAAGAAACCCCUGCGCUUCCUGGAGAGGAGGACCAAACCGGCCCCUCGACCUCCGACCCCGACCUUCGAGAUGCCUACCAACGAGGAGGAGGAGCAAGAAAUGGCCAUCGUGGACCUGCAGAAGCUCCUACGGGGCCGAGCCGUGCAGAACGUGAUGUUCGAAGGGAAGGAGAAGCGUCUGGAGCUGAUCCAGGAGCUGCGCGGCAGCCACGCCCUGCAGGAGGAUGACCGCUUGGUCAAGAAGCUGGAGAAGCAGGUCAUUCUGGCCCUGCAGCGCCAGCGAGACCUGCAGGAGCACAAGGUGGCGUUGGUGGAGGACCACCUGGCGGGGCUGGCGGGACGGGCCCUGGUGGACAUGCUGGACUUCCUGUCCAAAGAGCUGGUUCGGCUGCAGGAGGAGCGGCGCGUCCACGCCUUCGCCCAGCUGGCCGAGCGGCAGCGGCGUCUCCGCGAGGCCGAGGAGAGCGGCCGCCGCCAGCGGGAGCAGAGGCGCCAGCGGGAGGAGGACCAGAUCUUCAAGGAGGUGGUUAAGGUGCACCAGAGCACGGUGACGUCCUACCUGGAAGACAUCAUCCUGGGGACCCAGGAGAGCACCGCGGAGGAGCAGGCCAGGGAAGAGAUCCAGAAGAAGGCCUCGGAGAUCAACGACAUCGCCUACGAAAUGGAGAACCGCCGGACACACCUGCAGUCGGAAGAGAUCGUGGCCGAGCUGGUCUACAGUUUCCUCAUCCCGGAAGUGCAGAAGAUGGAUUUCAAGGAGAAAGGCCGCAAGGAAGAGCGGCCGGAAUGA